CAGCGUGUCUCCUUGUCCCCCUUUUCAGCGCCAUGGGCUGGCUGUGUCUUUAGCGCUUACCACCAUGUGCACUAGCUUGUUGCUCAUGUAUGGUAGCAUCGGAGGCGGCGGUGCUGGUAGUGGCGGCGGCGGCGGAGGAGGAGGUAGUAGCGGCGACGGAAGCCCGAAAGAGCAAAGCCAACCGCAGCAGCAGCAGCAGCAGCAGGUGGCGGGGACGGCGAGCCAGAAGCCGGAGAGCCAGCAGCCACUGGGCGGCAGCGGGCAGAGGCGCCUCCCCGACCGCCCCUUGGAAGGCUACAUCGGGGUCCUGGACCACAAGCCUUUGAAAAUGCACUGUGCAAGCUGUGCCCUAGUAACAAGCUCCGGACACCUCUUGCGAAGCCAACAAGGGAAGAAGAUUGACCAGACAGAGUGUGUAAUACGAAUGAACGAUGCGCCCACACGGGGAUUUGUAAAAGAUGUUGGAAACAAGACAAGUCUGCGAGUCAUAGCUCACUCCAGUAUGCAGAGAAUUUUGCGAAAUCGCCAUGAACUGUUAAAUAUGAGCCAAGGGACUGUAUUUAUCUUCUGGGGUCCAGGCAGCAACAUGAGGAGAGAUGGAAAAGGAUUAAUUUAUAACAAUCUGCAACUGAUGAAUCAGAUACUACCUCAGUUAAAAGUAUACAUGAUAUCCCGGCACAAGAUGCUUCAAAUUGAUGAUCUCUUCAAGCGGGAAACUGGAAAAGACAGGAAGAAGUCAAACACUUGGUUGAGCACUGGGUGGUUUACAAUGAGCAUCGCAUUAGAACUAUGUGACAGGAUAGAUGUCUAUGGCAUGGUGUCACCAGAUUUCUGCAGCAUCAAGCCAUUUGACAGCAAGCACAUCUUUAUGUGAAGCUGUAGCAGAGACGGGUGCCCAAAAUUACAGUAUGCGGCAUCACACACACAAAGAGAAAUGCAGAGGACCAGUUUAGGGACUUUCCUCUCUGUCAUUGUUUUUAGUCUUUUCGUAUUUCUAGCAACUCAACUUUCCAUAGUAUCACAGCAGUCUGGCCUUGUGCUGCCCUCAGCCUACCUGACCAAAAGGUGUUCUAAGCAACCUAAGCCACUAACGUGCAGGUCUUGGUGUGUUGUUUUGGCACAUGCUCUGUGAGCAAUUGCUUAGUUUGUUUGUUUUUUCAAAUUUAUAAAAGUGUUUUACAAAAACCAUUGUUAUGAGGAUGACAGAAGCUGUACUGGCCGAAAUGGGGGCAGUAAUGAAACCAACAAAGGCUGACUGCAUCCUUCUCUGGGCAUAGCAGAGCCCAGACCUUUGUAAAUACAGGGUUUGUGUAUAGAACUAAGUAGCAGCUGAGGGAAGGCAGAAGAAGUUUCCACCUUGUCAACCAACUUCAUGUAAGUUUUGAGGUGUGGUAAGCAGACUGCAUGGUUCAGUGAUUGAGUCCCAACUAAUUCUAUGUGGAUCUAAUGUUGGUCCUGACUCAACACGAAUAAAAGGUGCCAGUUUCUUUUGAGAUGCACUGGACAAUAUGAAAUUCUUUCAAAUCAGACUGAAUGGCACUAAUAGUUAUGUAUGUUGAUACUUGCACAUUUUGUUUUUGUGGGAUUACACCUGGCUGAUGAAUAAAGAGGAUUUCAUUUUCA
This is a messenger RNA of Lacerta agilis (Sand lizard), 1623 nucleotides long. RefSeq names its product ST6 N-acetylgalactosaminide alpha-2,6-sialyltransferase 5 (gene ST6GALNAC5). Bases 65 to 874 code for a protein of 269 amino acids. NCBI's taxonomy places the organism in Eukaryota, Metazoa, Chordata, Lepidosauria, Squamata, Lacertidae. The record is from RefSeq and is a predicted model, not a curated record. The transcript has 4 exons. Gene Ontology annotation, molecular function: alpha-N-acetylgalactosaminide alpha-2,6-sialyltransferase activity. Gene Ontology annotation, biological process: oligosaccharide metabolic process; ganglioside biosynthetic process.